Messenger RNA from Melanotaenia boesemani (Boeseman's rainbowfish), 3424 nucleotides. RefSeq names its product inactive dipeptidyl peptidase 10. Lineage: Eukaryota; Metazoa; Chordata; Actinopteri; Atheriniformes; Melanotaeniidae. The transcript is spliced from 25 exons. The record is from RefSeq and is a predicted model, not a curated record. Gene Ontology annotation, molecular function: serine-type peptidase activity; dipeptidyl-peptidase activity. Gene Ontology annotation, biological process: proteolysis. Bases 100 to 2469 code for a protein of 789 amino acids.
GAAGCGGAGCAUGCAGAAAAAGCUCCGCAAGCCAACGGUGCAGCUGCUGCUCGGCGGGUUUUGAGGCUUCAUAGACAGCGAAGCUUGUUGCGGAUUACAAUGAUUGCCACAACUCAACAAAACAUGACCACGGAGCUGGACCUGGGGAGUUCAGACGGUCCCCCUCGAAACUGGAAGGGCAUAGGGAUUGCCAUGGUGGUGAUCCUGGCUGUUAUGUCUCUGGUCAUACUCUCUGUGAUCCUCCUCACGCCUGACGAGUCUCACCUAUUACUCCGCUCCCAUGUAACUAUGGAGGAUCUGGAAAGUGAAGAGUUCAAAGUUCAUAACCCCUGUGUGGCAUGGUUGAAUGAAAAUGAAGUGGCCCUGCACACCAGAGAGGGACAUGUUCUGACAUUCAGCCUCACCAACAACGUAACUACUAGUCUGCUGGACAACAGCUCACUGGACCUGACCUCUACUAAAUUCCAUGUGUCUGCAGACAAGAAGUUUGUCCUUUUGGCAUAUAACAUUCGACCGGUGUUUUCUCAGUCCUUCACAGCCUCCUAUGCUAUCUACAAUGUGGCUAAUGGGGAUCUGCUGGAGCUAAAUCCUCCAGAGGGGGAGAAGACAGAGCUACAGUAUGCAUCCUGGGGACCUCAGGGGAACCAGCUGGCGUAUGUGUUUGAUGGAGAUAUCUACUACAAGGCCAGCAUGACAAGCAAACCACUGCGUCUCACAUCCACUGACCAGGAGCAGAAUGUGGUGAAUGGGCUCUCUGACUGGACUUAUGAGGAGGAGGUGCUUUUGACGUACACUGCCCACUGGUGGUCUAUGGAUGGUGCACGGCUGGCUUACCUCCGCAUCAACAACUCUGCUACGCCUGUGAUGGAAAUACCUCACUUCUUAGGUGGCCUCUAUCCAUCCAAUGUACUCUUCCCCUACCCAAAGGCUGGCUCUAGUAUCCCAUCAGUCAGUCUGUUUGUGGUGAAUCUGUAUGGUCCAGCUCACACUCUGGAGAUGAUGCCUCCCGACUCCCUCGGGGCCAGAGACAGCUACAUCUCCAUGGUGACUUGGAUCAGCAGCACCCGGCUUGCUGUACGCUGGCUGAAUCGUGCCCAGAACCAAUCAGUGCUCUGCGUGUGCGAGGCCACCACGGGGGCAUGCUCAGAGAAACACAAAAUGACCAUGGACAUAAUGCAGAACCAGCGACAGGAUGUGCCAUUGUUUACAUCAGAUGGCUCUAUUUUUUAUACGAUACUGCCUGCAAAACAAGGCGCUCGUGGAGAGUUUCAUCACAUUGCAGGUCUUUCGGCCCAGCCUGCCAUCCCCUCUGUCCCCCCUCGCUUCUUGACAUCGGGGAGCUGGGACGUCACCUUGCUCUGCGCCUUAGACGAGAAGGCUGGAAAAAUCUAUUUCCUGAGCACAGAAGAUUCCAGACAGAGCCGACACCUGUACAGUGUGGACGUAAAUGGAGUGUUUCAGCGCCAGUGUAUCUCCUGUAACCUCAUUGAUGGAUGUCGUUUCUUCAAAGCUGUUUUCAGCCCAAAUCAAACAUAUUUCAUUCUCUACUGUUUGGGCCCAGGAAUCCCUAAAGUGACAGUUCACAGCACAAAGGACCCCUCCAGAUAUGUCACGUUGGAGGAUAACAGCCGUCUCUCUAAAGCUCUAGAGGACAAGAGGCUCCCUGAGACUCUGUUCAGGACACUUCCUGCAGACAACCAUGAUCUGCACCUGAAACUAUCUUUACCUCAGGGCUAUGAGUCCAACCUGCAUCCGCUACUCAUCAUUGUGGAUGGCAUUCCUGGUAGGCAGUCAGUGACGGAGGAAUUUGCCCUUGACUGGCCUCAGGUUCUCUGCAGCACAUACAAUGUGGCCUUGGCCUGGGUAGAUGGCAGGAGCGGGGUCGGGCGGGGACAGAAGACCACCACUGUGGAUCCACGGAAACUUGGCUCGCUGAGAGUCAAAGAUUAUCUGGGAGUUGCAGAGUUGUUGAUGCGACUCCCGUAUAUUGAUGAUCGUCGGAUGGCCCUGUAUGGAAAGGCCUUUGGUGGUUAUUUAACUCUCAAAAUGUUAGCUGCAACAGAUAACCUCUUCCAGUGCACGGCUGCUGUGGCACCAAUAACUGACUUCAGGCUUUAUAGUGCUGCCUUUUCAGAAAGGUAUCUUGGUCUUCCAGCAAAGGAGGAGCAUGCUUACUUGACUGCCUCUGUGCUGGAAGAUGUUAACAAGCUUAAGGAUGAGAACUUCCUAAUUCUACAUGGAACUGCAGAUGCUAGGGUACACUUCCAGCAUAGCGCUGAACUCCUGAACCGACUGGUGAAGUUUGAGGCAAACUACUCACUGCAGCUGUACCCAGAUGAAGGCCACAUCCUAAGAGAGCCCCGUAGCAUCCAGCACUUCCAGCGGACAGUGGUGAAUUACCUCCAAACCUGCCUGAAGCACUGCACCGUUCUUGAUUCCCUAGAGGAGGAAGAGGAGGAAGAUGACUGAGACCAGAGGACCCCCCUUUACUUCUUCUGAAAGGACUCUCAAGAGGACUCUAUGCUAUGUUACACUUUACCUUGGGUCAAGUUACCAGACACAAGAGCAAAGGAGUGGGGACCAAACAAAUAACUUCAUCUCCUGUAAUUUCUGGUAAAAUUAAUGUACUGUAUAAUGUGUUGCACACAAUUAUUUCGGCUAUUCUAAUUGUAUAUUUGAGGCCCGAUUUGUUUACAAAAUUCACAUGUGAUGAUGUGGUCUAGAAGGACAUUGAUUCUGCCAAAAGUUUACAAAGAUUUUAAAACAUGCAUGUCGUAAUGGCUGCAUGAUGUUGAUUCUUGCAUUUUGUCUGUUUUGCUGGUUUUAAAUCUCAUUCACAAGGUUUAAAAGUGCAAAAUCUAACAACAGCCGGGAACACACUUGUAAACUUUGAAAAAGACUCUGCCUUACACAUUGAAUUAUUGCAUUAAUGCCUGAAGUUUUCCAUACAAGUUUAUGAAUAAACCAGCCACAGUAUGACCUUCAGAAUGAGGUGUAUUCUAGUUUUACAAACCAAAUAUCUGGGACAGCUCUAAUGCAGUGGAUCUGAAUCCCAAAAUCUAAGGUACUAUACAAACUGUCUCUCUGUCCCUGGUGAUGUCAAUACAAAAUCAGAGCUAUUUUAGUAUUUUUAUAGUGUGUUCCCGGCUUAUAUGAAGUUUAAUGAUGCAUAAAGAUCAUUCUAAAUGUGCCAAAUACAUUUUGUGGACUUUAUCCACAUCAUUUCGUUUGCAUUGUGUGAUUAAUAAUUAGUAUGCAACUGAGACUAUUUAUAAAAUGCUCAAAUUCAAGAGUGAUUACAAGAACAUGUAGGCAUUUUUUGUGCUGUGUUUGGAUGUAACAUUUCUGUUUUGAUACAUCGUGGCAUUUUAACCAUGAAUUGUGUAUUGCAGAAUUAAAUAAUUUAUUUGGACAAACGGUUCUU